Messenger RNA from Bipolaris oryzae ATCC 44560, 1134 nucleotides. RefSeq lists its product as uncharacterized. Gene Ontology annotation, biological process: endonucleolytic cleavage in ITS1 to separate SSU-rRNA from 5.8S rRNA and LSU-rRNA from tricistronic rRNA transcript (SSU-rRNA, 5.8S rRNA, LSU-rRNA); tRNA 5'-leader removal; tRNA 3'-end processing. Lineage: Eukaryota; Fungi; Ascomycota; Dothideomycetes; Pleosporales; Pleosporaceae. Gene Ontology annotation, molecular function: ribonuclease MRP activity; ribonuclease P activity. Bases 1 to 1134 code for a protein of 377 amino acids. The transcript has a single exon. The record is from RefSeq and is a predicted model, not a curated record. Gene Ontology annotation, cellular component: ribonuclease MRP complex; multimeric ribonuclease P complex.
AUGCUUGAUAUCUACCGCCCUGAUCCCGCACAGGACACAAAAGUUUACUUUUCACACAGCAUUCUACCGUCCUAUGUUGAUCCGCAAAAUGUCUCCACCAAAAAGAAGCCAUUCUCUGUAUUGAACAAGCAAAAAUACAGCCACACACUCGACUUGAUACUCCCGGAAGAGAUCUAUGAGAUUUUAAGAGAUGGAUUGGAGCGGAGCGAUGGCCUGGGAAGGGCACGAUAUGCGCGAGUACAUAUGAAGCUCGGAGAAAUCUUGGAAAAAGAAUUCCUGGACGGGUACAUCAAGCAAGGAAACAUUGCGAUGUUAAGUGAAGGCCGACCGCUUGUCGACGAUCAGUUCGAGGUCUAUGAGGGUAUUCUACGGAUGGAGCUCACACGUCCAACGUAUGAACGAUGCGGCUUGCAUGGCACACCGAUGGAAGACGGCGGAAAGAAACAUCAAAAGCAACGGUGGAUCGUCGAGUAUGACUUGCGCGCCAACUCGGCUAAGCAUGGCAAGAGUGGCUUCUCAAGACUAGAAUGGGCAUGCAAGAACGUUCUUGAUCGUUCGCUUACUUGGCUGUUUUACAACUUCAAUCCUUCGUCUGCGGAGUCACUGACUGAAGGAAAAGAAGUCAUUUCCAAACACUCGCCUUGGUUACAUGACAUUGUACCUGAACAAGCAAGUAUUCAGGAGGUACUUGUACCGCAAUUUUCCCCUAGCGAUCUUGCAGAUCUGUACGCGGAAGAAGAUGCGCUGGGCUUGUUGGAAUACCUCCACAUGCUCAGUCUGGAUUCGCCGCGCGUCAGAAAAGGGGACAACAUAAAUCACCAUCUAUCACGAUACGAAGUGCCAGAUUUUGGAAAAGGUGUCGGAUCAUGUCGUAUGGUUGUCAUGCGCUGGAAGGGGUUUAUACCUCCGGCUUUCAUUCGCAGUAUCUUCCUUGCAAUCCGCAAAGAUGCGUUCAAGAACAAAAAGAGGGAAAAUGGCGCGCAAGGAGACGUGAGCAUGGAAGAAAGUAGUAUUGUCGAGGGAAGUGAAGGACAGUGGUUUGCUAUGAGCGCAAGUGGUUUCGGGGGUGCAAAUUCCUGGACAAUUAUGCAGUUUGCAGAUCGGCAGACACUGACUUGGGAGGUAGAGACCUAG